Messenger RNA from Sporothrix schenckii 1099-18, 1050 nucleotides. RefSeq names its product bZIP transcription factor (Fcr3). Gene Ontology annotation, molecular function: DNA-binding transcription activator activity, RNA polymerase II-specific; transcription cis-regulatory region binding. The record is from RefSeq and is a predicted model, not a curated record. Gene Ontology annotation, cellular component: RNA polymerase II transcription regulator complex. The transcript has 3 exons. Bases 1 to 1050 code for a protein of 349 amino acids. NCBI's taxonomy places the organism in Eukaryota, Fungi, Ascomycota, Sordariomycetes, Ophiostomatales, Ophiostomataceae.
AUGGACUACACGCACCAAUUCUUUGCGGGCAACCAGCCCUUCCAGCACCAGUUCAUCGGUAUUCCCCCGGUUACCCCGUCCCACUCCAAUUCCGCCACCUCCGACGACUACACGACCACAUCACCACCGGAGGGCUUUCAUGAGUUUGCCAACGAGCAUUUCCCGGCGUUUGAGAAUUAUGGUGUCCAGUUUGCACCGCAGCAGCCCAUCUUCCCCGGCCCGCCGACGCCGCCGGGGCAGUCGAUAUCGCUUGGCGCCGUCCACGGCGGCCAGCAACAGCCGCCUCCGCCACAGCAGCAUGCCCCGGUGACAUCCGUGCCCGCUACCGGUCCGUUAGCAACCACCUCGGCCAUGGUCAUUGACCAGGAUAUCCUGUCGACGAAACCCGACCUGGGCAUGACCGACGACAUUCAGCAACAGCAGGACCAAAGCCGCCGGGGCGGCUCAAACUCUGACGAUGACGAGAUGACACCAGCACAGUCACGACGGAAAGCCCAAAACCGAGCAGCGCAGCGCGCAUUCCGUGAACGAAAAGAACGCCAUGUUAAGGACCUCGAAACCAAACUCGCAAACCUUGAGGCCUCGCAGAAUAAGGCGGUUUCCGAGAACGAGAAGCUGAAGCGAGACCUGCAAAAGGUCAGCACGGAAAAUGAGAUUCUACGCGCAACAUCUUCUCUGCAGGCUGCUGCUGUGGCCGCCGGCCCAUCACCGGGAAGCGAUGGCGUCGGGGGCCCGAUUCUGACCACCGGUCCGAUGACAUACAACCCGACCGAUUUUUACACCGACCUUCUGUCCAAUCACGAUAUCAAGACGCCGAGCCACCGUAUUGCUACAUCUGACUCGGGCGAGCGUCUCUUGGGUGCUGGUGCGACGUGGGAUCUGAUUAUUGGCCACGAGUCCUUCAAGCGCGGCUUGAUUGACGUGGCUGAUAUCAGCAAUCGGCUUAAGAACCAAGCAAAGUGUGACGGGCAAGGUCCUGUUUUUGAAGAGCGUGCCAUUUUGAAUGCCAUCGAGCAGAGCGUUGGAAGCGGCAGCGACUCCCUCCUCUGA